GCUGGGUCAUGGAACCUGGAAUUCGAGUUGAACCAGCAUGCAGCAAAUGGGACAUACGUCAAAAGGUGUGGGAUCAUAUUGAGAAUAAUAAUUUGGCUGACUUCCCAAGGCCAGUUCAUCACAGGAUACCAAAUUUCAAGGUAUCUCGCCAGGCUUGCCAAAAAAUAACAGAUCUAGAGAUUUUCAGAAGAACAAGGGAGGUUAAAGUAGAUCCUGACAAGCCCUUGGAAGGAGUUCGUCUGGCAGCCUUGCAGGCUCAUAAGACUCUGUUAGUUCCAACGCCACGGCUACGAACUGGUCUUUUCAACAAAAUAACCCCUCCUUCUGGGGCAAACAAAGAAGUGCUAAGAAUCUGUUCAACUUCUCAGGGAGUGAGAGAUUACAGCGUCCCAAUGGGUCUGGAUGCUAAAGUUCAGGUGGACUUAGUGGUUGUAGGUUCUGUUGCCGUGUCUGUGGAAGGUUGGAGGAUUGGAAAAGGAGAAGGUUUUGCUGAUAUGGAAUAUGCAAUGAUGGUGUCCAUGGGGGCAGUAACAGAACAUACGGUUGUUGUUACUGUUGUUCAUGACUGUCAAGUGGUAGAUAUUCCUGAGGAGCUUCUUGAAGAUCAUGAUCUUACAGUGGACUUUAUACUGACACCAACCAGAAUUAUUAAAACAGACUGCAAACGUGCAAAACCCCAAGGAAUCAUAUGGUCUAUGAUCACAAGAGAGAUGAUGGCCAAAAUCCCAAUCCUUAGAAAUUUGCAGGACAGAGAGAGAAAAGCUGGAAGAGAUGUGUCCCUGAAGGAUGAAAAUGCAUCUGAAAAAGGCACUAGGCAGUCUCCUUUUGGUGUGACAGAGAAGGAAGUCAGGCCUUGUGGUUCUGUACUGAGUGAGCAUAAACAUCCAGCUGAUUUACAACUGCACACUAAACUGGAAACAUGUAACUUGUAUGAUGGGGUAACAGUAUAUAUAGGAAACAUACCUUCAUCUACAAGAGUUAGUGAGUUAAAGAGCAUGUUGAGGGAGAGAGGGGCAGCUCCUCUACGGCUAACAUGGCAAGGGGCUCAGCACAGAGCCUUCCUCGAUUACAAAGAUGUGGUACAGGCCAAGCAGGCUGUUUCCAGCUUAGAAGGAAUAAGUAUAAAUGGUAUUUCCCUACUGGUGGAAUUGGCAAGGACUCAGAGGCACAAAACCAACGGAAACCAAGGAUUUGGGAAAAAAAUUGUGAGAGAAACAAAAUCAAGCAAUGUUCUUCAACCGCAUAUACUCACUUAAUGUUUAAAAAAAAAAAAAAAUACACAAACAUAGAUCUUACAUCUGUAUUAAUAAACUGUAUACAGGUAAGGGAUCCAUUAUCCAGAAACCUGUUAUCUAAAAAGUUCCAAAUUACGAGAGAUGUUUAAGAAUGAUUUCUGUUUUCUCUGUAAUAAUAAAACUGUACCUUAUACUCCA
This is a messenger RNA of Xenopus tropicalis (tropical clawed frog), 1433 nucleotides long. RefSeq names its product methenyltetrahydrofolate synthetase domain containing (gene mthfsd). The record is from RefSeq and is marked provisional. Gene Ontology annotation, molecular function: nucleic acid binding; RNA binding. Lineage: Eukaryota; Metazoa; Chordata; Amphibia; Anura; Pipidae.